GCGGCGGGAGGCGCCGGGGGCCCGGCCGGACCUCUGGGGCUGCUCUCGCCGGCGAGAUGGGGCUGGAGCCGCUGUUCCAGGCCUGGAGCUACUUCAGGCGGAGGAAGUUCCGGGAGUGCGCGGAUGUCUGCUCGCAGCUGCUGGAGAGGCCGCCCGGCGAGCAGGAGCUUGAUUCUGAAUACACUGUGUUUCAGGCUGCCUGGAACCUGAAAACACGAGCUUUGACAGAAAUGGUGUAUGUAGAUGAAAUUGAUAUGGAUCAAGAAGGAAUUGCAGAGAUGAUCCUGGAUGAAAAUGCCAUUGCUCAAGUUGCACGACCGGGAACAUCUUUGAAACUUCCUGGAACUAGCCAAGGUGGAGGCCCCAGCCCAGCUGUUAGGCCAAUAACUCAGUCAGGAAGACCUAUUACAGGAUUUGUGAGACCCAGCACACAAAGUGGACGGCCAAGUACCAUGGAGCAGGCGAUAAGAACGCCUCGAACAGCACUCACAGCUCGUCCAAUCACUAGUGCUUCCGGAGGAUUUGUCAGGCUGGGCACGGCUUCAAUGCUAACAAAUCCAGAUGGCCCUUUCAUAAAUCUGUCUCGACUGAAUUUAACAAAAUAUGCUCAGAAACCCAAACUGGCAAAGGCAUUGUUUGAAUAUAUCUUCCACCAUGAAAAUGAUGUAAAAAAUGCUCUAGAUUUGGCAGCCCUUGCCACUGAGCACGCACAAUUCAAGGACUGGUGGUGGAAAGUCCAAAUUGGAAAGUGCUACUAUAGGUUGGGAUUAUAUCGUGAAGCCGAAAAACAGUUUAAGUCAGCCCUUAAGCAGCAGGACAUGGUUGAUACGUUCUUGUAUUUGGCAAAAGUGUAUUUGCGUUUGGAUCAGCCUGUAACAGCUUUGAACCUUUUCAAGCAAGGGUUAGAGCGAUUUCCUGGAGAAGUGACUCUUAUUUGUGGAAUUGCCAGAAUCUACGAGGAAAUGAACAAUAUCUCCACAGCUGCAGAGUACUAUAAAGACGUCUUAAAACAAGACAAUACUCACGUGGAAGCCAUUGCAUGCAUUGGCAGCAACCAUUUUUAUUCAGACCAACCUGAGAUAGCUCUGCGGUUUUACAGACGGCUCCUGCAGAUGGGUGUUUAUAACUGCCAGCUCUUUAACAAUCUGGGCCUCUGUUGCUUCUAUGCCCAGCAAUAUGAUAUGACACUAUCUUCAUUUGAACGGGCACUGUUUUUGGCUGAAAAUGAGGAGGAGACAGCAGAUGUGUGGUACAACCUGGGACACGUGGCUGUGGGCAUAGGAGACCUGAAUCUGGCUUACCAGUGUUUCAAGCUAACAUUAGUCAACAAUAAUGACUAUGCAGAAGCUUACAACAACUUGGCCGUGCUGGAAAUGCGAAAAGGUCACACUGAACAGGCAAGAGCUUUGCUGCAGACUGCUUCAUCUUUAGCACCUCACAUGUAUGAGCCCCAUUUCAAUGUUGCCAUACUCUCAGAGAAGGUUGGAGAUCUUCAGAGAAGUUACACAGCAGCUCAGAAGUCUGAAGAAGCAUUUCCAGGCCAUGUUGAUACACAGCAGCUCAUCAAACAGUUAAAAGAGCACUUUGCUAUGCUCUGAUGAGCAAAUUUUUUAUUAUGUAAUAAGUUAGCCAGAGCAAAUGUCCCAUACACAUUUUGAAAUAACCAGCUCAAAGUAGAUGAACUAUAUUUAAUGCAUUCCUGUGGAAAAGCUUGUGUUACAUUGAGUAGCAAGAAAAGAUUGAGUUUCAAUUUUUUGUCAUUUUAAAAGAUAACACUUAUUCAAAUGCAGCUAGAAAACUUUCAACUAUGUACACAAGAGAUUACAGAAAAGGUUUUUUUUCUGACUUAUUCAGAAAAAAAUUAGUUUUAAUCAUUCCCGUGUGACAAUCUGUGAAGAAACUGAGUGAAAAUAAUUCAUAACUGGUUUUCAAGUUGGCUUUUGAUAGUAUACUUUCUUAUUGAAUGAUAGGUUUUAAAAUUAAAAUACUUUAAAAGCAUUUUAAAUGCAUAUGUAAAGCAAAAGUUCUUAUAUUCCUUAUAGUGUAUGAGUUUAAUAAAUUCACUUUCUAUGGUUUGUUUCAUUUGUUUAUGUAAGUUAAAUUACAUCCUUAUUACCAUGAAAAUCCAGGCUGAUAGUCUUAACAUUUUGAGAGACUUCUGAGAACUGGUACAAAAUUGCAUAAAUGCAUGUGUUCCUCUCCACCCAGGAGGGAGUUUAUUCUGGAUCUCAGUGAGGGAGAAGUGUAUUUAGAAGCUUGCAGAAUUAAGAACUAGUAGUUGAGAACAAGGCAUUGAUGGGGU
Messenger RNA from Pseudopodoces humilis (Tibetan ground-tit), 2302 nucleotides. It is a transcript of the gene TTC8, whose product is annotated as tetratricopeptide repeat domain 8. Gene Ontology annotation, biological process: non-motile cilium assembly. The record is from RefSeq and is a predicted model, not a curated record. NCBI's taxonomy places the organism in Eukaryota, Metazoa, Chordata, Aves, Passeriformes, Paridae. Gene Ontology annotation, molecular function: protein binding. Gene Ontology annotation, cellular component: BBSome; ciliary basal body; non-motile cilium.